GCCCAUAUCAAUGGAUUUGCCCAUUACAUCCGGUUCUAUUAUAGUACUCCUUCAUCCACUUGUGGUUCUUAACAUAUCUGAACAUUGGACAAGGACAAAGGUUGCUUUGAAUUCGACAGAAGUCAGUGUUUACGGCGUCCUUUUAGGGAAACAACAAGGCCAUCAUGUAGAAAUAUUCAAUUCCUUUGAGCUUCUUAUUAAUGAAAAUAAUAUGACAGUAGACAAUGAGUUCUUUGUGACUAGGGAAUCUCAAAGUAAACAGGUUUAUCCAGACCUUGACCUGAUCGGUUGGUACACGACUGGUGGGAAAAUUACUGAGCAAGACGAGCUAUUUAACCAACAAAUGCAAGAGUUAAAUGAGUCUCUCCUAGUUUUGAAAUUGGACCCUCUCCAGAGGGGAGGGGAGCAACUACCAGUAAGAAUUUAUGAAUCAGUGGUAGAUAAUGACGGGAAAAUUCAUUUUAGGCAAGUGCCCUACACCUUAGCUACGGAUGAAGCUGAGAGAAUUGGCGUUGAUCACGUUGCUCGAGUGUCGGUGUCCAACACAGGAAUGAGCUCUUCCAUGGUAAUUUGA
Protopolystoma xenopodis is the source of this 574-nucleotide messenger RNA. NCBI's taxonomy places the organism in Eukaryota, Metazoa, Platyhelminthes, Monogenea, Polystomatidea, Polystomatidae. The record is from the annotation of a GenBank genome assembly.